Stylophora pistillata is the source of this 1412-nucleotide messenger RNA. RefSeq names its product arylsulfatase J-like. Gene Ontology annotation, molecular function: sulfuric ester hydrolase activity. Lineage: Eukaryota; Metazoa; Cnidaria; Anthozoa; Scleractinia; Pocilloporidae. The record is from RefSeq and is a predicted model, not a curated record.
AUGGUAGCUUCAUUAGAUGAGUCCGUCGGAAAGAUAUCCACUGCUUUGAAAACAAAGGGAAUGUUUGAAAACUCCGUUAUCGUUUUCACAACGGACAACGGAGGGGCACCUGCAGGAUUUGACAGGAGUCAGGGCUGCAAUUAUCCCUUCAAAGGAGGCAAGGAUACUUUAUGGGAGGGCGGAAUACGUGGAGUUGCCUUUGUUCACAGCACUCUGAUUUCAAACAAAGGUCGCGUAAGUUAUGACCUGAUCGACGCUUCUGAUUGGUUACCAACUUUAUAUUACCUCGCUGGCGCUCUAAAUUCACAGGUGCUCCAUAACAUUGAUCCCAUCCGUCAAUUCGCAGCUAUUCGUGUGAAUCAAUACAAGUUAGUUGUCAAUCAGGAUGCUGUUUUCAAUACCACAUGGCAUCCUCGAUAUGAAGUCUCUGGAAAGCUGGGGCGCAGCAAUCAGCCUCAUACGCUUCCUGGAGCCAUCAUUGAAUGCGGUCUUGAGAACACUAGCCAAAAGGUGGACUGCAAUACCAACCUAUUUCCAUGCCUAUUUGAUAUCAGUAAAGAUCCCUGUGAAUACCGAAACAUUGCUCAUGAUAACCUUCCUGUUGUCGAAAGGUUACUGCAGAGAAUGGCAGAACAUCAAAAGAGAGCCCUCCCUGUCUGGUACCCCCAAAGGGAUCCUUCCGCUGAUCCUUCACUACUGGGAGGCUCUUGGGGUCCCUGGAAAACGAACUGAGGGAUUGCUUCCAAAUACUGAAACCAACCUCACGAGAAAAGCCAAACAUUAAGUGAUAAGAAACUUUCAGUUUCGUUGACUUGUGUUUGUCUGACUGUCGUCAUGACACCAUGAAAGCUUAAAAACUAUAUCAACACCUCAAAGAUGAGAUCUUAAAGUUAUUAAAAUAACUAUUUUUUCUAAAGACUUCGACUAUCUAUCAGAAGAAUAUCAGCAUACGUAUAAUGCACGAUCCUCGCAGUAGAGAUAUCAGCACAAGUAACAAUACGUCGAACCCAAAACCUUAAAAGUAGCUCGAAACACGUUAUCUUAGGAAUGGGAAUACGUAACUUUGCUGAUAAUGGGGUCCAGAGAUUAGUUCUGAUUGGUCAACGCAGUAUUAGGUUACCUGAAAAAGUAAUGAUGUUCCCUGGUCAUCGAUCAUCGAGAUACAGAGUCAACGAAAGCUUCGCAUUAAUUUAUUAUUUUUUUAACGUAAUUUUGCAAACCUAUUUUCGUCUCUGUUUUCCAAGGAGAUCAGUGCUGUGUGUGGGCAUGCGGACAUGAAUGUAAAUAUUCCAAAAGAUACGAACCUUCCAAGAAAACCACGGCAGAACAAAACUGCCCGGCAAGUUCGUCCAAGUCCGUAGAAAAUGUUAAUUUUCCUCACAAGUAUAAGAACCAUACGUGUUUUCAGCUGU